Molecule: messenger RNA, 276 nt
Organism: Colletotrichum higginsianum IMI 349063
Lineage: Eukaryota; Fungi; Ascomycota; Sordariomycetes; Glomerellales; Glomerellaceae
Product: EC7 protein
Exons: 1
Coding region: 1-276 (91 amino acids)
Source: RefSeq, a predicted model, not a curated record
AUGGUCGCCCUCCGCCUCUUCCUCGUCUUCCUCCCGCUCGCGGCCGCCGUGCCGUCCUCGUACGCCCUCGAGCCCCAGGACCUCACGCUGCACCGGCUCGUGCGCCGCCACUGCGAGAAGCCCAACAACUGCGGCGCCGCCGUGCAGGGCACCGAGUGCAACUUCUGCUGCGCCAAGGACGUGAAGCCCAGUAGCGUGCACUGCAAGGCGGAGGCGGGCAAGGCCUGCCAGGCCGAUGGGAAGGAGGGCGUGACGUUCAACUGUGACGCUGAUUGA